AUGGAUGCAAAGGACAUCUCAGACAAUAUGAGCUCUCAAAGCCCUCAUCAAUACCAUGGCUAUGAAAAGGCAGUUUAUAACAAAAGCUUGAAGACUGCAUAUGCCGAUUUGCUGAUGGAGAAGAUGAGCAGAGCGAAUUCAAUGGCGGCUGGCAGCGCUGCUGACAACAUGGAAGACUUUGAGAUGGGUAUGAUAGAGGAUGGUGAUGACGAUGAAAAUAAUAGUUACUACAAAAAAUUCAAGCGAUCGAUUUUGAAUGACGCAGAACUUGGCGAGAGCUUGGGUACACAGAAUGUAGUGGACAAGGAUGUACAUGGGGACGCGUGGCUUGAUGAUAACAGCACACUAGAUCAGGACUACUCCAGUGAGGCUGACAAAAGUUUUUAUGAAGAUGAUGAGGAAGAUGAGGACAGGGAGAAGGAUGGGGAAAGCAUUGUGGCGACUGAUGAAGAUUCAGAAUAUUACGAUGAUUAUCGUGAUGAUGGCAAUGAUGAAGAAGAGUGGAGUAGCAGUUCGAAAAGGAUGAUAUUGAUCGCACUUUUUUUUUUGGGGCUACUAUGUAUAGGGCCGCUCUUCAAUGCAGUUAUGCCGUCAACUUCAGGUCAAUCAUCUGUGAGAAGCGCGUCUACUAUGCCUGCCUUGCAAAAGCAGAUCAACCAUCUUUAUAGUGAAAUAGAUCAUCGGGAUCAGAAAUCAAGAUCAGAUCUGGAAAAAACUAUAAAAGUCAUAAUCAACCAAUUUGAGAAAAAAAUCAGAGAGCUUUUGCCAUCCAAUGUUGCCAGUUUAAAAAAUCAAUUGGAGUCGCUCACCAAUAAAGUCAAUCAGCUCUCCUUAUCCUUAUCUAAGUGGGAACGAAAAUCCAGUUCCAUUUUUACAAUGGAUAACAUUACAGAAUGGCAGGCCGAACUAGCAAAGGAAUUAGAAUCGCACCUGCCGCAGGAAAUUCCUGUGAUAAUGAAUAAUAGUUCAACGAUGUUAGUGAUACCAGAGAUGAAUGACUAUCUACAAAAUCUAAUAGCAAGUUUGAUGCAGCACUCUAACGCGCGUCCCGAUAAUUCCACAUUGCAGUAUGAUUUGAAUCUGUACGUUAAAGAAAUUUUAGCUGAUCAGUUUCAAUAUAUUGAUAAAGAUUAUUUCAUAAGAGAACUCAAUAGGAAUUUGCAAAUCAGUAAACAAGAAAUAUGGCAGGAAAUGGCCUCCAGAUUGGAUCAAUGGCAGAAGGAGAGGCCUAAAGAGUAUAGCGAGCAGAAUGUCAUCCCAAGACAGUAUUCCAGUAUACUCUUGAAAAAGUUAAUUAAUCAAAUCUACAAUACCAACGAGCACCAGUGGGAAGACAACCUGGAUUUUGCCACGUUCGCACAGGGGACAAAACUGUUAAAUCAUUUGACCUCAAAAACCUGGAAUCAAGGUACAGGAGUAAGUCCAAUUGAACUCUUGCAGGAUUCCAAAUAUGGACCUUCAACUUAUUGGCAAUGUGGUGAACCUCAAAAGUGUUCAUGGGCAAUACGCUUCCAAGAAGCUAUAUAUUUAACACGUCUAUCCUACAUGCAUGGUCGUUUCAAUAAUAAUCUACAUGCUAUGAACUCCGCACCGAAACUCAUAUCGGUAUAUGUGAAGAUCGCAAAAACGAAUGGCAACGUUGAUGCACGCAAAAUCAUAGCAUUAGCCCAAAAAUUCAAUCAAGGCCAGAAACUAAGUCUUGAUAGCCAAUUUAUCAGGAUAGGACAGUAUCCGUAUAGUCUAACCGACACUAAGAUACGACAAGUUCUACCGCUACCAUCAUGGUUCAUUCAACUGAAGACACGAGUUCGUGCUGUUGUGUUCGCAGUUGACCAAAAUUAUGGUAAUAAGAGAUAUACAUCAUUGAAAAAAUUCACGGUUAACGCUGUAACACAAGAAGAUCUGUCAAUAAUGGAAUCUAACUCCUUUCAAUUGAGGUGUUCCGGUACACCGGAAUAUGCCAGCUCUUCCAUUACUAAUGAUAUUGAUGAUAUGAAGGAAACUGUUCAAGGGUCUGAUGACGUAAAUCAACCUCACAAAAGCAGAUGCAAUGUACCUGCCUUCGGUCAAGAUGAGUUGAUCCCUUGA
Molecule: messenger RNA, 2088 nt
Organism: Zygotorulaspora mrakii
Lineage: Eukaryota; Fungi; Ascomycota; Saccharomycetes; Saccharomycetales; Saccharomycetaceae
Gene: MPS3
Product: Mps3p
Exons: 1
Coding region: 1-2088 (695 amino acids)
Biological process (GO): nuclear envelope organization
Cellular component (GO): meiotic nuclear membrane microtubule tethering complex; nuclear envelope
Molecular function (GO): protein-membrane adaptor activity
Source: RefSeq, a predicted model, not a curated record